UCGCCCAGCAGAGGAGCCCGACCGCGCUGGCCAUGGCCUCCAACUUUAACGACAUAGUCAAGCAGGGCUACGUGAAAAUCCGCAGCAGGAAGCUGGGGAUUUUCAGACGAUGUUGGUUGGUUUUUAAGAAGGCUUCUAGCAAGGGACCCAGAAGGCUAGAAAAAUUUCCAGAUGAAAAGGCAGCUUAUUUCAGAAACUUUCACAAGGUAACUGAACUGCACAACAUCAAAAAUAUUACCAGACUGCCUCGAGAGACAAAGAAGCAUGCAGUGGCAAUUAUCUUUCAUGACGAAACGUCAAAGACAUUUGCUUGUGAGUCAGAGCUGGAGGCUGAGGAGUGGUGCAAACACCUUUGCAUGGAAUGCCUGGGGACAAGGCUGAACGAUAUCAGCCUAGGGGAGCCUGACCUACUGGCAGCAGGCGUGCAGCGGGAACAGAAUGAACGAUUCAAUGUUUAUCUUAUGCCUACACCCAACCUGGAUAUUUAUGGUGAAUGCACAAUGCAGAUCACUCAUGAGAAUAUCUAUCUCUGGGAUAUCCACAAUGCCAAGGUCAAGCUGGUGAUGUGGCCUCUUAGCUCACUAAGAAGAUAUGGUCGGGAUUCAACGUGGUUCACCUUUGAGUCAGGAAGAAUGUGUGACACAGGAGAAGGCCUAUUCACUUUUCAAACAAGGGAAGGAGAAAUGAUCUAUCAGAAGGUCCAUUCUGCAACACUGGCCAUAGCUGAGCAACAUGAAAGAUUAAUGCUAGAAAUGGAGCAGAAGGCCCGGCUUCAGACAAGCUUGACUGAACCAAUGACAUUAUCGAAAUCCAUCUCUCUUCCUCGUAGUGCAUACUGGCAUCACAUUACGCGUCAGAACAGCGUUGGAGAAAUCUACAGCUUGCAAGGUCAUGGGUUUGGCUCAUCAAAGAUGUCCAGGGCACAGACAUUUCCAAGUUAUGCUGCAGAACAGAGUGAAGAGGCUCAGCCACCAUUGUCUCGGUCCAGCAGCUAUGGAUUCAGCUAUAGCUCCAGUCUGAUUCAGUGACAUACAGAGGCCACCACUGACCAGCAAAACAGUCUGCCCUGGACCUUCCAUGGGGUCAUUUCACCCUGUGUAUCCUGGAAGAUCAAUUGCGGUACAAAUUAACAUUGGUAGGGCCUAGUCCCAACUGAACGGUUAAAAACUGGAGUUCUGCUUCCUUGAUUCAGUGGUUAAGUCCUUUAUUUAUUGAAUUUCUAUGGGGGAAAUCUAUGUUUUACAAAAGAUUCCAAUAAUAUAAACAAUCAUUUCAAUAAGAAAAAUUCUUUGUGUCUGACAGUAGCAGAAGCCUCGGCACUGGGAAAUUUGCCCACUCUAGUUUGUGCCUGGUUGGGGUCACCAACAUUUGUCCUUAAGACUGUUUGCUCCUGUUUCGACACAGGGCCUGUCUUUAAACACAAUAAUGACCCACUCUAAGCUCUGUGGCUUUUUCAAUUUUGACAGAAACAAAUCAUGUAAUCGCUACUCAUGGCAUCAUAACUCUCCAUGUAAAAAAGCCCAGUGACAAUUAAGAGGCUGUUAAAUUAGAAUAUUCUUUUAAGAAGGACCCUGUAGCUCGAGUGUGUGUGUGGGUAUGUGUGGGGGGAUGUCUGUAUGUCUAUGUGUCUGUGUGUCUGUGUAUGUAGGAUAUUACUAUAUUCAUCUACAGAUUAGGAUAUAUCAAAUGUGCUAAGGGUGACAGGAUAUGCUCACUUAAAUUAUUGAAAACUAAUUUGUCACAUUAAAAUUAUGUUGAAUAGCUGUUUUUAAAUUAGUGCUGUUAGAAAAUGAAAAAGGCCCCCUGUUAACGACAGUAUCUCUGUAGCCCACUCUGAUCCUAUGAGGAUUAUGAGCAGAAACACAAGAAGGAAGCAUUUUGGAAACAAGGUUAUCAGCCCAGCUGUCCUGUGUGUCCGUUGCGCUCCUGUCUGGUUGAUGUUGCCUUGUCAUUGACUGUUUCUUCCAUCUGUGCUACUUGAGAAAUUGGUGUAAUCUCCAACUCCAAAAUGUUUGAGAAAGACACAAAGCUACCCUGAAAAUGAACUCAGCUAUCUUGCAGUUAAAAGAAGAACAAAUGAUACAUGAAAGUAGAUGUUUUAAGUUUCACAGAGGAAUUUUUGCAUGGGUCAUCAGGGGCUUGGCAUUUGCUAUGGAAUCAGAACUUGCAUGGCUUGAAUUUUUCUUGCCCUGAGCUCGAUUGGUUGGGAUGGAAAGAGAAAAUGUUUGGCUUGCAAUUUUUUUUCAGUUCUACAACAUGAGAAUAUCCAAGUUUGGAAGGAAAUGGAAAAUUCCUCUCAAAGAGAGAAAGUUUGGCUAGUUCAGGUCAACAUAGACAUAUUUUGACCAUAAUUUAGUGAGUGAAAAUAUAAAUUACUCUGUCUGACUCAGCUGGUGUGAGGUGCCUAAACCAGAUAUCUGUCAGGGAAUACAGAUCAGAUUUCUGAACAGAAGGUCAAGGUCAAGAAAGAGGAAAACCUGACUUUUUCAUUGAUAGCAAAAUGUUCUACCGAACUUAAUCUACUAAAAGGGUACCUUUUUGCUGAUCCCUCUUAAGAUUUCAUUCAUCCUGAGCCAGGCAGUAGUGGCACAUGCCUUUAAUCCCUUCACUUGGGAGGCAAAGGCAGGCAAAUCUCUGUGAGUUCCAGGCCAGCCUGGUCUACAAGUGCUAGAUCCAGGAUGGGCUCCAAAGUUACAGAGAAACCCUAUCUCAAAAAAAAAAAAAAAUACAUUUCAUUCACCCUGAUCCAUAGCUUGUGAGCAGAUUGACAACUCCUUUCAGUGAAUUACUACUGAGUCUACUGAGUUAAGUGGUUAUGCAUUCCUUCUUAAUAAAUGUGCACUUACUGCAACUACCUACGCUCCCCAAAUCACUCAGAUAGGUAUGAAAACCUCAUAAAGAGACUAAUCAUAAGAGUUAAUGUUGCCAUGAAAAAUAAUUAUCGUAAGCCUUCAGGGAUAAAAAGAAAAUUACCCAAACUCUACACUGUUAAUUUUGCUGACACAGCAGAAGAGCACAUGACUGAGUCCUUCUGAGGAGAGAGAAGGCAGCCUUCCCUGGAAUCCAACAUUUCAGGGUUCAUGCCUCUAGGUUUCUUUAACACACGGCAUCUUCUGUAGACAUGCCAUUAGUAAAUAUAUCAGAGCAACUCUGAGCUGAGACUCUUCGAGCACAGUUCCUAGUGUGGCCAUUGGAGCAAGCCUUGCCCUGGCUCACUGAGUUGAGCUGUUGCUUAGAGACCACGAGUUUCUUCAAGGGACUUAUGGGGAAAGGUCCUGAGGGGCCUUGAUUCACAUCUCAGCUUUAUCAAUGUGCCAGAAGCACAGAUAGCAAGUCCGGUGGGAUUCUGCUAAUUACGAGUCUGCUCUUGUGUUUCUCUGGUGGGUGACAAGUACCCGCAUAAAGUAGCUUCACCAUUUGGUUACUAACAAUGAGUAUCAAUGAGAAGGAACCAAAAAUCAUGUAUAAGUUUAGAUCAUUUUUUUCUGAAAAUAAAGUCAAAAAAAGUGUGUGAGAGAGGUACCUUCUUAGGCUUUAACAUAAUUUCAUCAUAUUGAGAAUAAUACUGUAAAAAUAUUUCAUGAUACAUUUUUAGGAGCUUUAUUCUAGCAUAAUCCUCUGAGUACAUUUAAAACUUUAGCUAAGUCAAAACUGCAAAGAAAGCAGCAAGAGAAUUCAUAGUACCCUGAUAUUCUUAACAUGAGGCAGUGUUCAUUGUAAUAAAAGAGACAAACAGAUGAACCUAUAAAAACCAAAGAUGGAAAGAUAUUUUUGACAGUCUCCUGGAGCCUCAUAAAACCAUUCCACCACAGUUACUAGAAUGGCUAUGGGCAUAUCUUAGCCCACCAGAGCCUGUAGGUUCUUGAUUGAAGACGCCUCUAUACUUUGCAAACUAUUCUCCCUUCAGAAAUUGUAUUAUACCCUAAAUGUACUUGUGACUUUCUUAUUGUGAAGGAGAGACUGCUAUGCACCAAAGAAAUCUUUUGGCCCCUUUUGAGUAUGACUCAGUUGGGCUUCCACUCAGAUUUAUACAGAGUGAUAAGGUUACUAUACCUAUAGCAAGUUCUUAGAGACCAGUGAAGAGGAAGGCUGACAGGCAUGAUAAAGUCUCUUCUAGAAGCAAACCAAACCUGAAGGUAUACAUGUUUCACUUAAAUAUUUUAUGAGAGCUGGUUUUUCUACCCUAGUGUUUUUCUUCUGAUAAUAUACAUACAACCUGUAACACAUACUUAUCAUUGUGGUAAAUAUGCAGAGUAAACAACCUUGGUCCACUAUUUUUACAAUUCUGGUGGCAUGGGGGUUUGUACAAAACCACAUUUUUCACCAAGUGACUGAAGAAAAAAUAGGCACUCAGUAAUAAUAUACUUAGACCAGUUGGAAAUAGUUUUGAAUCAGUAGCUUCUGGCCACUGCCAUAAUUUGAAAUUAAUAAAAUAUAAAAUAGAUAUCUAGAGUGAGCCUUUGCUGGUUCAGAAUUAAACCAUUGUUUCAUAUAUUAGGUAAUAUGUUGUUUGAUAGAGCAUGUGAAAAGAAGAGAAGCAUAUUUAUUAGGACUAAACCUUUCCUUGUUCUAGUAUCUAGACUACUAGUACCAGUGUGUAGUUCUUUUGACUUCACUGGAUAUUUUGUUUGAAAAUAAUUCAUCCUCCUUAUAAAAUGACCAGCCAUUCAUAUCUCUCAUCUGACAUAGAAGCAGUGAGGUAACCAGUACCUUCACACUGUUAGCUGUAGACUUUACAAUCCUAUUUAUUGCAUGUGGUAUCCUUGUAGUGGAUAUUAAAAAUACAUCACAAAGAUCAAUGUCUAACCCUUAUUCUUUGACCAAGAUCUCACAAAAUAUUGUUUUGAAGAAAGCAUGAAUAAUUUGUUUCUUUGAUUACUGGAACCACUUACAAAUUAGCCAAUAGUGCUACAGUGAAAACAAGCUAAGGAAACUACACUAUUGUAAGAAAUUGUAGUCCAGUCUUGACUAUUCUAACACACCAGUAUAAAUGGGCAAUAUUCAUUCAGUGGUCCUGAGGUUUAGGCCUUUAAUUUUUCAUGUCUUAUAAAGUACAAAUAUAAUGUUAAUGACUGCUUCAAAUCUAUUAAUGUGUCUAUCAAAAUAGUGCAAUGACAACUUAUUUUUUAUAAUUAUUAGCUACAUAAUCUUUGGACGAUCACCUUCUCAAAAAAUAGACCCAGAAAAGUGUCAUUUGAGUAUGUACUCAUAUUUUUUAAAGUGAUAUACUAUACAAAUUAAUGUCAAUCCUAUGAAAUUUAUAAUGUAUUCAUAGGCUAUGAAAUUUAUUAGAAUUCCCCAUGGAAGAAAUAAAGUCAAAGGGAAAUGAUCAAUCAGUAGGAUAAUUUGAGCAAAAUGAUAAAGAAUCCACUGUCACAACCUGCAUAACUCUUGAACCCUACUUUUCCAAGAUUCUAACUUCAUACUUUGUGGUAUGGAUUUUGCUUUCUUCACUGCUUGCUAUUCAUCUAGUAUUAUGCGCAGCUUAAAAAUAUAUAGUCACAUUAUGUCUUGACAUAAGCAUAGAAAGCACAGUACCAACUUCAGCUUUCAGUUUGUGAAAAAAAAAUUAACACAAAAGAAGCUAUGUAAGCUACAAUUUUAGCAAUACAGGAAUUGCGUUCUGAAAGCAAUCUCUUGGGAAUUUCACCAUAUUGUUGUGUUAUCAGUGAAAAUGGCUGGUUGCUCAGUGUGUGAUGAGAAACACAUAUCACCAUAUCUGCAUACUCUGUAAAUGGAUUAGAAAGAUCCUUUGUGUGUGUGUAUUUACCACAAGCCACAUUUUCUUACUCAAAAAUAUAAACCUUGAAACUUUUCUACAAUCAUUCUCAAAGAAAAAGGCUUAAAUAGUUGAACAAGUUUUUGCAAGAAUCUUGAGAGAGAAACCAGGCAUUUUUUUUUUUUUUAGAUAGGCUUAAGCAGUAGCAGCAAUUUAAAGGUCAUACAGAGUGAAGGAUUUGCUUUAUGUUUCCCUGGAAGAAAACUGAAACCUGUGGGUGUUGUAAUUUGUUCAGAGGCAAUAGACAGCUGGGGAUGCUUUUCUCCUGUUUCAGACCGUGACUGUUCCCUGGCUCCACCCAUCUCUCAGCAGAACGUAUUGGAAACUGGAGAAUAACAUGUGGCCUCAGAAUACUUAAGCCUUUGUAUGCUGAAGUGCUUGCCUUUCCUUUUUACAUUUUUCUUCCUCUUGGACUCAUCACCAAGGAUAUGCAGAAAGUUUCUUUGUGUGUAAUUCACUGCAUUGAUUGCUAUAAGCUUUCCAUUUAUAGAUUGUCAUCAAGUACUUUAUUACCUCAAAUAAUAAGCAAAGUAAAAGUUAAGGAGACUUUUGUUGUUCUUUGAUUACUUUUUGUCAUAUUGUUUUUACCCCACUAACAGCUCUGUGGUAACCGUGAUUAUUAGUUUGGAGUUCCUUAUCCCUCCAGAGGACAUUUUUGGUUCCAUUGUCAAUGACGUUUGUCACAAUUGUGUUAGAUAAAUGAUUGCAUUAGGGCUACCUUCUUUCAUGGAAACCUCACAAUUUCCAUUCUCAAAAAAUUGAGAGAAUAGAAUUUUUAAUAUCCAUCAAGUGUUAUGCACUUAAGUAGGCAAUUAUUUAAAUUAUAUGAAAUUUAAAUAAAAAAGAAAAAAUAGUUUCAGAUACUGUCCCCAAGCUUAAUGUAGUAUGAUCUUGUAAAUAUUUGUAAAGGAAAAAUUCACUUGUAUAGAAAUAUCCCCUGUAGUAAUUUCACAUAUACAAUAAGUUUUAAUUUUAAAUUAUUUAAUUUUCUUGGCCAACAUCACUAAUCUGAAGUGUUCAUGCUGAUUGUCGGAAAAAUAAUUUAUUUAAAAAUGUUAUCACUUUCUGAACAAAUUUUAGUGGAUAAUACAAAUAACUUAAAUAUCUGUCUCUCUCAGGAUGGUUUUAGAUAGAGCACAUAAAAUUAACUCUCUCUGUAGACAGAAUAUUUAUCACUAGAGUAAGCUACCGAGCUGUCAGCAGUGGUACAGUGGAUAAAAUUCUAUUACUGAAGUCACUUAAGGUAUCUAUAAUCUCAAAAGAAUCAAGUAUUUGAAUUUUAUAAACGCAAAUUCCAAGAAAAAAAUGAUUUAAUUUUAAGCUACUGCAGAAUCACUCUCAAAAGAACCAUCUUGAGAAAUUUAUACUUAUUAACGAUCACUUACUUGAUAACCUAACAAGAUGGCAAAGCAAAUAACACAGUGAUAUUAGUACUUUCAUAUUAAACAUAUAUCAGAACUGAAAAUGAUAAUUAUGAGAUACAAAUUAUGAUACAAAUAUGAUCAGUCAAAUCCAUAUCCAUAAAUCUAUUGCAUAGCUCAAUAAACAAUGCUUAAUAUGGACAAAAAGUAUAUAUAGAGAGAAGUAGAUUAAUGGCUAGAUGGGAGAAACAGAACACACUAGAGAUGAGCUUUAUGAUGUAGUUUGCUUUUUGCUAUUUCUUAGACACUGUUAUUUUAGCUGUAAGAGGCAGAAUAUGAACCACACACCAGCAAACCUGUUCUUCUGAACAUGAAGGCCAGUCAGUGUCAUCUUCACUGCAGGGGACAAAAGACCAUGACUCCCUUGUUCCUUCUCUGCACCCCAACCAACACACAUACUCAAAUUCACAGAUACACUCUUGACUUUUGACUUUUGACCCACUCUCUCCGUUUUCUGUGGGCACUUAUCGUUUUAAAGAAUCAUUUGUUAUAAAAUAUUUAUCCCUUUGGACCUCAAAAAUAUAUUAAAUUGUACAUUAUAUUUCUGCUUCUUGUAAAUCUUUAUUUAAAUAAUUUGUAUAUACUUUCUAAAGUCUACUGCUGAUUUGUUGUUAUAAAGAGAUAGCAUUUUUGUUGUUGAUCAAAUAUAAUGAUUAUGAAAAUUUUGGUAAAAUUAAUUAACAGGACAUUGAUCCAUGAUUAAGAGAUAAAACACCACCACAAUUUACUUCAAUUGGAAAACAUGAGUUACCAUGUCUUAUUCUUAGUUAUAAUCUAUUCCAAAUAAAUAGUCUAGGGAUAUCUGGACUUUAAAAAUUAGUUGAAACUCAACUUUUGAAUAAAAUGCAAAGUAAAACACUGUACAUGGAGAGUAAAUAUGAGUUUUUAAGCAUAAAAUGUUAUAAGGCAAUAAUAAAAUUAAGAACUUCAGUUGUUUUUAAGUUAGUGGGUGUGGUUUUUGCCCUUCACUAAAAGUACAUAGUUGAAGAAUUUGUUUUUCUUAAUUUAUCAUUUUAUACAUAUUUCAAUCAUUAAGAGAUACGCCUAGUCUAUUAUUAUUGAGUUCUUCUAAUUCCAAGAAAUUCACAAGUGGCAUUGAUACAAAGAGGAUAACAUGGUCGCACAACUUUAAAUUUUGCUUCAUUACUUUAAAAAGGGUAAAACAUCUGAUAUAUUAUUUUUCACCACAACUCUGCAUGAAUGAAAUUUUGAACUAAUUCAAUAGCUUUACCCAUAAUUUAUUUGGCUUUCCUAGCACUGUAAUAGUUAUUUCCGUUCAUUUUUGUCAUGUGAUGAAUGUAACUUUGUAAUUAACCAGAAUUCUGACAAUCAUAUCUUGCUAACCUUUAAAAUGUUAACUUCUUUCAUCGCUUAUGAGCUUGUGGUUUUCAAAAUAAAGUUAAAGAGAAUUCUUUAUUAUUUGUAAGGUUACUGAGAAUUUAUUAUCAAUUUCCAGUAUUUCUCUAACCUUAUAUUGCAAUAGAGUUAGAAUUCCAUUGGGUUGAAUUUGCUUUGAAGAAAUCAUGGAACAUUAGUAUUAACAAUGUCAAUACAAUUUAUUUAUUGUCUGAUUACAAGUGAAAAGACACCCAGAAAGCAUAAGUGACUUAGACAAUGUGAUGUAAUUGGACUUUGGGUUUUCUUCUAUCUUUCUGUUCACUCAUUGAGGGUAUUAAUUAAAAUUAAUAUUUGGCAGCAAGAUUGGACAUCAAAAUUAAAAUUCAUAUAAUGCUAACUGUCCGGUGGUGAGAUGAUUCAUGAUUUCCUUUGGUAAUUUUCUUCUCAUGAUACAGCAGUCUUUGUCAUUUGAAUGUAGCACUAUCUAGAUACACAUUUGCUGAGCCUGUUUCUCAAACUUGGUGGUUAAAUAUUAACUAAGCCCUUAUUGUUAGUUUCUUAAUGAUUAUUUCCCCUUCUAAAAAUGCAUGUCACUAAAGAAAGUUUCUCAAUUCUGGAGAAACCAAACUGAAUUGUAUAUCCUGAUCACACAGUCAAGUAAUGUGAAAGUUCCCUUUAUGAGGAACUAUAGCCACACAAACUUGCAAGAAAAACAAUAAAAAAAAAUGUCUAGGGUUGUUUGAUGCUACAUGGUUUGAAAAAAAAUGCUUAAGAGUGGAGUGAUAAUGACAAUAUCCAUUCUUUCUAAACAGCAAAUAAAACACAACUGAUUCUAAA
Molecule: messenger RNA, 9375 nt
Organism: Microtus oregoni (creeping vole)
Lineage: Eukaryota; Metazoa; Chordata; Mammalia; Rodentia; Cricetidae
Gene: Dok6
Product: docking protein 6
Exons: 8
Coding region: 33-1028 (331 amino acids)
Biological process (GO): positive regulation of MAPK cascade; cell surface receptor protein tyrosine kinase signaling pathway
Cellular component (GO): cytoplasm
Source: RefSeq, a predicted model, not a curated record